AUGGCCGAGAGGAUUUUAGAGGCGAUGAUGCUCGUCGCCGUUUUGAUAGUUUUGAGUGUCCAUCAGGCUAGUUCUGAUGAAACAGACCACCGGUACAGAGUAGGAGACCCGGUCCCUCUCUAUGCUAACAAAGUUGGACCCUAUCGCAAUCCUAGCGAAACCUAUGGCUAUUUUGAUCUUGGAUAUUGCAUGCCAGAUAAUGUGAAAAGGAAAAAGCUGUCUUUAGUUGAAGUACUGAAUGGGGAUCGUUUGGUCAGUGCACCGUACCAGCUUGAAUUCCUACGCGAAAAACAUUCUGAAUCUGUCUGCAAGAAGAAGUUGUCAAAGGAAGAGGUGGCGAGGUUUCGAGCUGCUGUUAGUGAGGACUAUUAUUUUCAAAUGUAUUUUGAUGACUUACCCAUUUGGGCAUUCUUAGGGAGCUUUGAAAAGGAAAGGAUAGAUAGCAAGCAUAGAUAUUACCUUUUCAAACAUAUUCAAUUUGAUAUUUUUUACAAUGAGGAUCGUGUGAUUGAGAUUAAUGCUAUGACGCAUUUAAAUGAAGUGGUGGAUCUUCCUGAGGACAAAGAGGUUGAUGUGGAGUUUCUAUGUACAGUGAAGUGGAAGAAGACAAAUACCCUUUUGAGAAGAGGAUGGAUAAGUACUCUCAGUUAG
Dovyalis caffra is the source of this 651-nucleotide messenger RNA. The record is from the annotation of a GenBank genome assembly. NCBI's taxonomy places the organism in Eukaryota, Viridiplantae, Streptophyta, Magnoliopsida, Malpighiales, Salicaceae.